This is a messenger RNA of Saccostrea cuccullata (small rock oyster), 2539 nucleotides long. RefSeq lists its product as uncharacterized. The transcript has 2 exons. The record is from RefSeq and is a predicted model, not a curated record. The coding region runs from base 174 to 2261 and encodes 695 amino acids. NCBI's taxonomy places the organism in Eukaryota, Metazoa, Mollusca, Bivalvia, Ostreida, Ostreidae.
UUGCUAAGAAAGCUUAAUGUUUUGGCAUUUGCAACAAAAUAAAUCAAUAGGCACGAUUUAUCAUCAACUCCCCUCCAUUUAUUCAAUUUAAUUUUUAUUCUUGAGAAAAUGAUGUGCGGGUUACAACUUUUUUGACUUAUGGAAUAUACGCAACUGGUAUUUCCUGCUGACUUAUGAUCCGCCAUUGCAGUGACAAUACUAUCAGAAUGGACCAUAUCCCCCGUCUAUCAGAGGUCCUGUAUGUUGGUCUGUGUCGUAAAAUAGGGAAACCGACUGAAGUGGCCAUCAGGAGGGACGUGCUGGACAUGAAGGAGAUGAUAAGCAGACCUGUUGAUAAUUAUGAGGGCAUUGCUGCGAUGAAUAGUGGUAGUUAUAGAGAGGGGUUUAGGUUGAAAUCAUCUGACAUUGAUACAAUGUACUGGUUUUGUCGAUUUAAGCUAAUAACUGACAUAUCUCAGUCCAGAAUCUAUAACACAUCGAAACAUGUUAUCCUACUAAUGGAAGAUUUCGACACACCACCAGGGUUUGUUAGACUACGCCUUCUGACAUCCCCACAAAACAUUUUCACAAUAUCCAUGUGUCUUGCAGAAUUUAAUGGCGGGGUUUAUAUGUCAGGUUCUCUUUGGAGAGAAUUUUAUUUUCAGUUCCACGCAAAUGACAGAUACUUCCAGCAGAAAAAUAUCCGUAACCAUGGUCCAUGUGUUACUGGUGUUGAUGGAACUCUUGAAUUUGAUCAAGCUGCUUGUUUUGCCAGUAUAUAUUGGCCUAAACAGACGAGAGAUUGGUUUGAUAGAUGUCAGAGACACACCUGGCCUCCUGUACUUGUGUUGGAAAAAAUAUUAAGAAAUGGUUUUCACUGUGUGCCUAUUGGAAGUAAAAUUGUUUCGACUUCUAACGAAUUAGAAUGGAGAUUAUCAUUUUCUCAAGCCGAGCAACAUCUAGUGUGCACCAUGAAUCAUACACAAUUUUUAUGUUACGGACUUCUGAAAAUAUGUCUAAAGGAAGUUAUAAAUUAUAGGAAGGAACCCUUGCUGUGUUCAUAUUUCAUGAAGACCACGAUGUUCUGGAUGAUACAACUAGGGCAUUUGAUAUGGCUUCCAAACAGAUUACUAGAUUGUUUCUGGAAGUGUUUUAAAUAUCUUAUUUAUUGUGUUUAUGAAGGAGAUUUUCCUAAUUUCUUUAUUCCACAAAACAACAUGUUCAUAAACAAAAUGGUUGCAGAUACACGUGCCUCUCUUUUACAACAGCUUUAUCAGUAUUACAGAAUGGGUGUGACCUGUUUACUGCUGAGUCCGACUCUAAAAUCAAUACUUGAACCAGCCCUCAGUAGCCCAUCAUUUGUGUUAUCCACUGCCGAGGGAGAAUUUAUAAGUAUUGCAGAUAUAGACUUAUGUGGCAUGACGGAAAUUUUUCAAAUUGUUAUUUAUUGUAAACAUAUGGUGGAUAUUUACCUUUAUUUGAAAUCCAAUGAUAUACUAUCAAGUUUUUCAUGCUCUCCAUACCAAUUACUUACAUUACAGUAUGUUAAAUCUGAUAUACUUGUUCAAUUGGCCUUCACAGUAGCAAACAAUAAUUCAUCUUGCAAAUAUAAAAAUGUCUACAUCUUAGAUCGAGUAAUUUGUAAUGUGCUAAAAUUAGCAGGUAGGCUAGGCCCUAUUUACUCUUUGUUAUUUCUAGCAUUAUAUUACUAUAGAACAGCGAAGUAUGAAAAAGCACUACACAUUAUCUAUCUUAGUAAACAAAGACUGUCAGAGGACAAUAUUAUAUACUUUAAUACUGUCGACAGGCACAGGUACAUUGAAACUGUAGGUAAUCUCCCUUUGUCCAAAAGGAUGAAUAAAGCUUGGGUGGAAAAUAUGAUUUUAAACAACAAUAUUCUAUACAUAGAAGAGUUAUGUUUAGAACAAUAUUGGAGUCUUCAAAACGGAACGCCAUUCUUAAUUUUAUCACCAAAUGUUAUGAUUGAGUUGUUGUCUGUGUUAUCUCACUAUAGACUAGGUAAUAGAUCUCAGUGUUUGCAGUCACUGACAGACCUACAGACACUGCUGCUGUGUGAUGAUAAUGUGUAUGCUCUUUUAGAAACCAGAGACAUAGCAUGGCAGAUACUAGGAAUCUGUCAACACAUUGUAGGAGACUUAUACGGAGCUCUACAAUCUUACGAAGUGUCACUUAGACAGUAUCAAUAUAACAAAAUACAAGAAGCUACAUUGAUAAGAAUUGAGUGUGUAAAAGAACAACAACAUAGAAUUAUGCAAGCGUAGUCAAAGGAAAAGCUGUUGUAUUUCCUUACAUGUUUGUGCUUCAAAAACUAUGAACUGGAUAAUAUUUUGCUACAGUGAUUGUUUGAUCACUUUUUGUUCAAGAUUUUAGAUAAGAAAUAAAAGAUGAACAUUCUUUAAAAUAUUGUUUCACUUCUCAUCAAAUGUUCUUUGUUGAUCUGCAAAUGUAUGUAAAUUUUUAUUUUUUUAGGUCAAUAAUAUCGUUGGGUUUCGUUAUUAUAGAAGUUGCUGAACAUUAAACGUAUAAUAAUUUAAGUUUG